GACCCUCUUCGCGCUCUUCCUUGCCCGACCACAUGGCCUCCUAGCCGGACGAUGCGAGAACUGAGCUCGCACCCACCAUGACACGAUUGCCGGGGCCAGAAGUGAGCCUCCGCUGGAGCCCGGUACCCACAGGCCAAUGGCAGGGCACUCUGCCAAGUCCCAUCUGGGGAGCCCGUCUUAGUCUUACUCUCGGGAGGAAGGGAGGGUAGGGAACGGUUAUCACCCAGCAGGGGAGGGAUCGUACCCUUGCCCGCGCCCAUGCUCGAGAUACAAAGAGGCACGACCGGCUCCGGGUCCUCCAAGUCGGGAUGGUGUUACCGGUCCUCCUCCUCCUCUUUCCCCCCGGCUUCCUCACCAUCCCCUCCGCCACCCCGCAGCCCUGCAACCCCCGGGUUAUACUGUCUCACCCAUAGCACCCGAUCGUUCUCGCGGAUACCGUAUCCACCGAGAGCUUGUACGCGCAGUCGUGGCCUGGCUUGCACUUCUCGGAGCAGACUGAGCUCCUGAGAUAGAAUUUGGUGUGUUGCACCGCGUGCUUUAGCGAGCAACACGACGUCCCGUCGACACCUUCACUGGCACUCGCACGAAAGGAACAAGCUCCAGCCCCGAGAAAGGGGGCUUUGCCUGCCCGACAUGGCUCCUCUUGUCGACAACCUACAUAUGGCGCCCGUCGUCGCCGGGAGCAGUAAGGUGGACAGUGAGGGCAACAGCAUCGGCUUCAGCUACUCUACCUUGCAACCAGACGGCAGCAAGAUGCUCGUCACAAUCGGCGGUCUCCCGCCAACGCCGGCCACAGAAUUUGCCAUAUCACCACCCCAAACCCCCUUGCCGUCUCCGCCGGCGUCCAGAGCUAGGCCGGCAACUGUCGAGGACGACGAUGAGUUCCCUACACCGGCACGCCCUCAUGUCCUGUUCCAGGAGCCAGACCCAGUCACCCCUGUCGCCACCUCUCCGAAGCGCCGUGUCGGAUCCCACCCCAUCAGGCCGGCCGGCAUCCACGACUCGGAACCGGGCGGCCCCAGGUCGCGGGCACACGCCAAGAUUCACAGCUACGCCGACGGCGCGGCACGCCACGCUUCCGGCGCCUUCCCCCGCAUAUCAAGACAUGUAGAGCUGCUUCGCUCUAGCUACGACGUCGUGGUGAUCGGCUCUGGCUACGGCGGAGGCAUCGCUGCCUCACGCAUGGCCAGGGCUGGCGAGUCUGUGUGCCUGCUCGAGAGGGGCCAAGAGCGAUGGCCCGGCGAGUAUCCGACGGGCGCCCGUGACGCCCUGAGCCAGCUACACUUCAGCGGCGAGUUUUCCCCUCAUCACUUUCCCGGCAAGACGGCCGACGGCGGCAACCCUACCGGCAUGUACCAUCUCAUCUUCGGUCGAGGCCAAAACACCAUCGUGGGCAACGGCCUCGGCGGCACGAGCCUGAUCAACGCAAACGUGUUUCUGCCUGCCGACCAAGACACCCUGUCGUUGAACGAAUGGCCACCCGAGCUCCAGGCCAAGGGCGCCCUGGACAAGUACUACAAGCGGGUUGAAGACGUUCUGGAGCCCGAGGAGUAUCCAGCAGACUGGCCAGUGCUUCCCAAGGCCAAGCUCCUGGAGAAACAGGCAGAGAUACUGCGGAAAGAGCCAGGCCUCGAAAACUCUAGGUUCUACCGCGUGCGGCAGACCACGCGCUUCCGCAACGGGCCCAACAGCUGCGGCGUCGAGAUGUCGCCCUCUGCCCUGAGCGGACAGGACGCCACAGGCCUCAACGACGGCUCCAAGACGACCACUCUCGUCACCUAUCUCGCCGACGCCUGGAACUGGGGCGCCGAGAUGUUCUGCCAGUGCGAGGUGCGCCACAUCGAGAAGGUGACCGACGCGCGCGGUGGCUACAUCAUCUAUUUCGCCUGGCACGGCCGCAAUCGCGGCCACUUCAAGUCCAACCUCCACGGGGACCUCAUGUGGGUGCACGCCAAGCGUGCCGUCUUCCUGGGAGCUGGCUCCAUCGGCACCACCGAGAUUCUGCUCCGCAGCCGCGCCAUGGGCUUGCCCAUGAGCGACGAGGUCGGCCAGAAAAUGAGUGGCAACGGCGACAUCCUAGCCUUUGGCUACAACACGAACGACGAAGUCAACUCGGUCGGCCGCAAACACCCCGACCCCUAUAACCCGGUCGGGCCAUGCAUCACUUCAGUCAUCGACAACCGCGACGGUCAUGAUAACCCGCUCGACGGCUACGUGAUCGAGGAGGGAACCGUGCCCCGUGCGCUCGCCCACAUGUUCCAAGCCAUGCUCGACUUUAUGCCGGGCCGGCAAUGCCCUGAUGACGAUACCGUCGUCGACCGGACCCAAGCCGCCCUGGCCCGCUGGGGCAGCCGGCUUCUCGGUCCCUACUUCCGCAAGGGCGCCGUCGGGCGGACGCAGGUGUACCUCAUCAUGUCGCACGACAGCAACCAGGCCGUCCUGUCACUCAAAGACGACCGCCCCGUGCUCGAGUUCCUCGGGGUCGGUCGUAGCCAGCACGUCAAGGAGCUCAACAGCAUCCUGGCCAAGGCCACCAAGGCUGUCGGGGGCACGCUCGUGCAGAACCCCUUUUUCGCCCUGAUGGGCCAGCAGCAGGUAACAGUCCAUCCUAUCGGCGGUGCAAAUAUGGCCCAAGACAACACGGGCGCCACCGGUGUGACGAACCACAGGGGCGAGGUCUUCAGCGGGAACGGCUCUGAAACACACAAGGGCUUGAUCGUGGCGGACGGCGCCUUGGUUCCGAUUGCGCUAGGGGUUAACCCUUUUGCAACCAUCGCGGCGCUCGCCGAGCGAUGCAUCGACGAGUACGCCAAGGAGAACCACCUCUUGAUCAGUACCGAGAAGAACGGGAUUCUCGAUCUGUUCGGUCAGCCUGCGCACCAACCGAGAGCGGUCCCGCAUGGCCCGGAACUCUUCAAGUUCCAGCAGAAGCAGUCAGGUCAACAUCUCCCCCGCACCCUCACACUUGAUGAGCGCAAGGAGGUGGAGAAGGCGGCGAACGCCAUCAACAAGGCACAGGCCAUGAGGGCCGGCGGCUUCGGCUUCACCGAGGUCAUGUGCGGAUAUGUACACGGUGACCCCAAGAUGAAGGAAGACUGCCGAGAAACGUAUGAGCUUGCGUGCCGCACGGCCAAGUCUCGGUGCGAGAGCGCCCGAUUCUUCCUCAGCGUGCAGGCCUUCAACACCAAGGACAUGCUGUACGCGCCAGACGGGCGCGGCAUGCUCACGGGUACCUUUGUCUCCCCCGCCAUCCCCGGCUCGCCCUUCAUGGUGCAGCGUGGCAGCUUCGGGCUCUUCACCAUGGACCGCAAGGCGCCAGGAACACGCAAUCUGACGUACGACUUCGACAUGGUGGGUGUCGACGGUAACACGCUGCACUUUCACGGGUACAAGGUAGUCGACUCGUCGGUUGCGCUGUCGCCCAAGAAGUUCUGGCGCGCGACCUCGACACUCUACGUUACCAUCACCAAGAAGGACCACCCGUCACACAUCGACCGUGCCGAGCACGAGGCCUGGCGCCACUGCACCGUAGUGGGCAAGGGCAUCAUGCACAUACAGCCCCAGGACUUUCGCGCCGAGGUCAAGACCAUGAAGCCGACGGGCCUGUCGGUGUUCCGUCGGGCCAAGAGCGCUGCCUACUUCAUGACCUUCUUUGCCCGCAAGUCGCUCUCGCUGUUCCUGGCCCCCCUCACGCCUCUGCAGUACCCGAGCCAGAGCUACAGUGGCUACAUCAACAACACGCCACCGACCGAGAGUUUCGCUAUCCAGGCCUCUGACGGCGUCUACACGCGCAUGCACAUGUGGGAGGCCACCAGCACCCCCAAGGAUCGCCACGGCCGGCCCACACCUCCUCGGAACUUGUUUAUGGUGCCAGGCGCCGCUGUGGAUCACCAGAUCUUUGCUCUCCCUACCAUUCCCUUCAACACGGUGAACUACUUCACGCGCGCCGGCUACCGCGUCUUUGUCUCAGUCCACAGGAUCGGGCAGAUCAUGGCGGCGCACAACCUCUGGACCACGUUUGAUGCCCGUCUUGACCUGAGGGCUUGCCUCGAGUACAUCCGCGAGAACUACUCCGAGACCGAGGCCCCGGAGCCGCCGUCCAAAAUCUACACCAUCGCACACUGCAUGGGUUCAGUCGCCUUCUCGUCGGGCAUGCUGGAUGGCACCAUACCCGGCAGCUGGAUCUCGGGAGUGACAUGCAGCCAAGUGUUUAUGAACCCCAUAUGGGGCCCGGCCAACAUGGCCAAGGUUAUGGCAGGGCCGGUCCCACUGGACAAACUGUACGGCGCGGCGGCCGGAUCUUGGUUCAGCUGCAGCACAUCGAGGGACGACACGCGCGUCCAGCGAGCAUUGAACCAGGCCUUGCGCCUGUACCCGGACAGACGCAAGGAGCUCUGCAACAAUGCGAGCUGCCACCGCUGCACGCUGGUGUUUGGCCGGUGCUGGAAUCACGGAAACCUCAAUGAGGCGACGCAUAGGCAGAUCGACCGCUUCUUCGGCGGCGUCAACAUGCGCUUGCUCAACCUGCUCAUGAAGAUGGGGACCGAUGGGCAUGCCAUGGAAAACGACUACACGCAGCUCACGACCGAGGAGAACAUCAACCGCCUGCGCGGCAUAUCGUUCCUUCUCUUCGUGGGUAAGGAAAACGCCGUGCUGAGUACCGAGUCCACCUUGCGGACGCUCGAGACCCUCCAGGACCAUUUUGGUGCCGACUCCCUCAGGUCCUCGCCGGUGCCUUCGGCCACAUCAUCGUCAGUGCCAGGAGACAUGCUUGGUGCCGACUUGAAAGGCAAAAGCGGGCUCUCCAGAGCCUCCUCCGCGGGCUCGCUCUCCUCGUCGACUUCCUCCUCGACAGACACGGCUACCCCGGCGACUCCCGUCGACGGCCAGCUCAGGCCUCUGUUCACGGUCGGACUGGGCAUCAAUGGCAAGCAAAAAGCCCGUGAGGACAUCUCGGCGGUACUUCCCUGCAAGAUCCGCUACCAGAGGAAGGAGAUCCCCGGAUAUGGCCAUCUCGACAGCUUCAUGGGCAAGAAUGCCUGGAAGGACGUGUACCCCAUGAUCAGGAAGGAAGUCGACCGCGUCGUGCGGGGGGAGUCGUACAAGUUCGUCGAACCCGAAGACCGCUUCAAGCAAAUGAUGGACAACGGGGACUUGCUGCACUAGUUUUGCCGGUUCCACCUCGUUCCUCCUAUCGCUCCCUUUUUUGUUUACCUGUGUUUCUAAGCCGUCUUUUUGGCUCUACUUCUUUCUUCACCUAUAUCCCAACUCUGUAUUUUUGUAUCGCACGGAUUUUUUUGGCAGAUGGGAAGGAAUUGGGAUGUGUUGGCGCUGGGCUAAAUACGGACAAGAGAUGGAUCAAAGGGAUUGGGUUGCUUUCAGGGGUUUACUUUGGACUCGGGAGCGUUCGUGUUCGACUGUUGUUUAUUGAUACCAUUUGAUUUUAUCAUAGCCAGGCGCCAGGCGCGCCGAAUGUUAUCACUGUAUGACGAGGCAACCUGUGAUUUGUUCUCCAGUGCACUAAAAAUUUGCAAGC
Gaeumannomyces tritici R3-111a-1 is the source of this 5536-nucleotide messenger RNA. Its product is annotated as cholesterol oxidase. Bases 634 to 5166 code for a protein of 1510 amino acids. Gene Ontology annotation, molecular function: flavin adenine dinucleotide binding; oxidoreductase activity, acting on CH-OH group of donors. The record is from RefSeq and is a predicted model, not a curated record. The transcript has 2 exons. Lineage: Eukaryota; Fungi; Ascomycota; Sordariomycetes; Magnaporthales; Magnaporthaceae.